AUGUCCUCGCAGCCAACCAAUGCCGGCAUCAUCACGGACGCGGCCGGCGUCCGCCAUAUCCCUGAAUCGACGCGCGCCGACGGCAGCACACGGCGGGCCAUUAAGAUCCGGCCGGGGUACCAGCCGCCCGAGGACGUGGCGCUGUACAAGAACCGCACGGUGGAGCAGUUCCGCAACCGGUUGAAGAACGGCGUGCCGGGCGCGGACGUGGACGAGGCGCCAAAGCCAGCGAAGACGGAGGUGGCAGCAGCUGCGAAACAGACGUCUGUUCCCGGGGCUGUUCCCGGGGCUGUUCCCGGUGCUGCUGCUGUUGGCGAAGCGUCAGAGAGUGCCUCGGCUGCUAAUAAGAACGCCAAGCGCCGCGAGGCCCGAAAGAAAGCAGCUGCAGCCGCAGCGGCCGCGGAGACGGCGGCGGCGGCGACGACGACGACGACCACCACGACCAGCACUCCUGCGACCACCACAAAGAGCACCGGCGACGCUGCGCCUGCGGCCGACCCGGACGCAGACCGCGAGAAAAAGGCGCGCGGCCUCAAGAAGAAGCUCAAGCAGGCCAAGGAGCUCCAGAGCAAACGCGACGUCGGCGAGACGCUGCUGCCGGAACAGAUUGCCAAGGUGAUCCGGAUCAACGAGCUGGUGCGCGAGCUGGACGCGCUGGGAUUUGAUGCCGAGGGCGAGAGCACGACAUGA
Molecule: messenger RNA, 690 nt
Organism: Sporothrix brasiliensis 5110
Lineage: Eukaryota; Fungi; Ascomycota; Sordariomycetes; Ophiostomatales; Ophiostomataceae
Product: partner of Y14 and mago
Exons: 1
Coding region: 1-690 (229 amino acids)
Biological process (GO): exon-exon junction complex disassembly
Cellular component (GO): cytoplasm; exon-exon junction complex
Molecular function (GO): RNA binding
Source: RefSeq, a predicted model, not a curated record